Molecule: messenger RNA, 3377 nt
Organism: Penicilliopsis zonata CBS 506.65
Lineage: Eukaryota; Fungi; Ascomycota; Eurotiomycetes; Eurotiales; Aspergillaceae
Exons: 3
Coding region: 113-3292 (1059 amino acids)
Source: RefSeq, a predicted model, not a curated record
UACAGACUGCUGCAUAUAUUGACUACGAACCCCAUCCUUUUACCAUGCUUGAACCAUGCUUGGACUAUCCUUAUCUUGAUCACUUGUGAAGAGCACAGACGAAACAAGCGCAAUGGAUUUGCAUCUACAUCAAGACAAUGAGAUCCUUGUCAACAUCGUUGAUCGCAGAGCCAGAGAGUCGCCGCAGCUCUUGUAUGCAGCGUUUCCUGUGUUGCCUACCUCUUAUGAUGCAGGGUAUCGCGAAAUCAACUACGCACAGCUUGCAAAUGCCGUCAACGGCGCAGCUUGGCACAUCAGUCGCCUCCUCGGCCCUGGAAAGAACUUUGAAACUUUGGCCUAUAUUGGUCCCAACGACCUGCGUUACAAUACGUUGGUUCUCGGAGCUGUCAAGGCUGGAUACAAGAUGUUUCUUUCUUCUCCAAGGAAUAGUAUUGCAGCCCAUUCACAUCUGUUCAAGCUUCUCGACUGCAAAACCAUUCUUAUACCAGACCCACAGCCGGCGGUGGUAGACGAUAUUCUCAAGGCUAGUUCGCUUCGUGCACUGGCUGCGCCGUCUCUCGCCUACCUGAUCGAUACAUUGCACCCUGAAUAUCCGUACACCAAGACCUUUGAAGAUGCAAAACAUGAACCGCUUCUUGCAUUUCACACAUCUGGCUCGACAGGCCUUCCGAAGCCAAUUACCUGGUCGCAUGAUUAUGCGGCAGCGGCUAUGAAGUGCUCGAGGAUUGAUCCUCCAGAGGGCUUUGAAUUGCAAGAAAGGGUUUUCCAAGGAAGCCGCCUUUUUUUCAUGCUGCCCCCCUUUCAUGCGGCAAACCAUAUUGCCUCUAUUUGCUAUGCUUUUGCUCAUCGGAUGAUGUGCAUCUAUCCACCUGCCGGCGCUAUUCCUUCUGCAAAAGUCCUCGCAGAUGGACUCAAGCAUAUCAAGGCAGAUUUGGCUUUUGUCCCUCCGACUGUUGUAGCAGAGCUUGGUAGAGAUGCCACUAUGCUCGAAUUCGUGUGUUCAAAUCUGAAAACGCUUGCUACCGGGGGAGGAGAUGUUCCGACUGCCCUAGGCGAUCCAGUCGCCAAGAGAAUGAGACUGAUGAUGGUAUAUGGCUCGUCAGAAAUGGGGAUAAUACCGCUGAUUCGACGGGAUGCAACGACUCUCUCAGAGGAUUGGAAGCCUAUAAUGUUCACCCCUGGACUGGGAAUCGUAUUACGUCCUGUCAACGAAAAUGUAUAUGAGCUCUAUCAGGCUAGAGAUCCUGAGAUCGAAUGGCGCCAACCUGUCUUCAAGCUAUAUCCACACCUCGAUAUCUUCAAACCUGGCGACCUGUUCUCCCCGCACCCUUCCAAGCCCGAUAUCUGGAUAUACUGUGGCCGCUCGGAUGAUAUCAUCGUCUUUCUGACUGGGGAGAAAACAAACCCGACAACAAUGGAAGCAAGCGUUGCAAGCAACCCUGAAAUCAAAGCAUGCCUUGUAGCAGGUGCUCAAAGAUUUCAAGCGUCCCUCAUCCUCGAAUUGGCAGACCCCAAAGAGAUGUCGUUAUCUCAGAAGGCAGAGGCUAUUGAGCGAAUCUGGCCAACCAUCAAUGAAGCAAAUCGAGUCUGUCCUAAUCACGCGAAGGUUUCUAAAUCUCAUAUUCUCUUUGCGGACCCCAAGAAACCCUUUGCCCGGACUUCAAAAGGGACCCUUCAAAGACGGCUGACGAUCAGCAUGUACACCGAAGAACUUGAUGCUCUUUAUGAGGAUGCAGAAAGGCUGGAGAAUGCAAACGUCAUCAAUGGUAAAAUAUCAAAACAGCCCAAUGAUUCAGAAAGUCUCGGGGCACUCAUUCGACAAGCAAUCAUGGGAGUUACCGGAUGGAGUAGUCUUGAGGAUGACACCAAUAUCUUUAUUAUUGGAAUGGAUUCCUUGCAAACUCUCCUCCUGACGCGCAAUCUGAGAGAAGAAUUGGCGAUUGCAGAGAUUGCACCAAGCACUGUCUACACCAAUCCCUCUGUUUCUCAACUCGCCAGGGCUAUUCUGGAUCUUUCAGCUAGCCAGCAAGCUUCUCUUGGACAUAUACGCGAAAGCCGAAAGCAUGCUAUUUCCAGUCUGAUAACACAACACCAAUCCCUCAUCGAUGAACUCGCGUCUUCAUUGGUUGUCGACAAGCCGGCGGCAAAGGGGGUAGAUCAGAAACGCAAUGUCCUCCUCACAGGGUCAACCGGGGCUGUGGGCUCCUAUCUUUUGCAAACUCUCCUGCGCUCUCCGUCGGUAUCUCAUAUUUAUUGCCUAAACCGCUCCCCCAACUCUUCAUCCCUCCAGGAAGAACGCAACAAAGCUCGUAAACUGGCCACCAUUGCUCCUAGUGAGCGAGUCACUUUCCUCACAGUCGAUCUUUCGCAGGAAUUCUUUGGCCUUGAGCCUGAGGUAUACAAUCAACUACAGAGCAAUGCCACCGACAUUCUGCUCAAUGCCUGGCCUGUGAACUUCAACAUCCCGCUAGAUGCGUUCAUGCCACAGCUUUCUGGAAUCACAAAUGUGGUGAAGUUUGCCUUGCAUGCACAGUGUUCACCCUCUAUCUUCUUUAUCUCCUCUAUUAGCUCUAUGCUCUCGCACCCUGAGUCUCCCAUACCUGAAAGCAUCAUGAUGGACACUUCGGCCCCUGCACCCAUGGGCUACGGAGAGAGCAAAUACAUCGCCGAGCGUAUACUCGACUAUGCUGCCCAGAAACUCCACAUGAACGUCAAGAUCGCGCGUGUCGGCCAGGUUGCUGGCCCGAUCCAUAGUGCCGGAACCUGGAAUAAAUGGGAGUGGCUUCCCAGCCUGGUGAUUAGUAGUUUGCACGUGGGUGCUCUCCCGGAUUCUCUGAGCCUUUCUCCAAGCCAGGUCGAUUGGGUCCCCAUCGACACGCUCGCUGAAGUACUGGUUGAGCUUCUUCUUGGGUCGACACCGGCAUCUAAGGCAGAGACAGCGACCGUCUUUCACAUUGUGAACCCGUACGUGACGACCUGGGCGGCCUUACUUCCUACUUUGGUUGCGACACUCGAAAGAUCCAGCCAUGGCAAGAAGAAGAUCGAGAUUGUCUCCUUGAAGGCGUGGUUGCAGAUAAUCAAGGCAGACGCCGAGGCGAAUCGCUCGGAUGUCGAGAAAAUGCUUGAGAGGAACCCAGCAUUGAAAGUUUUGAGCAUAUACGAGACAUUUUCUACGCAGGAGGCUCCUCGCUUUGAGAGCGAGAGGGCGAAGCGGGCAAGUCAGACCUUGAGAGAAAUGGAGGCCAUCAAGCCGGAGUGGAUGGACAAGUGGUGUGAGGGAUGGCUUUCAUAGAUUGGGGAGGAGGUAUAUUUUUUUUGGGGGAUUAAGACUGUAAACAGAAAUAAUUAUUAAGAAUGAUAUUGCUAUAAUCCUCAGA